Canis lupus familiaris (dog) is the source of this 1690-nucleotide messenger RNA. RefSeq names its product vesicle-associated membrane protein 714-like (gene VAMP9). The record is from RefSeq and is a predicted model, not a curated record. NCBI's taxonomy places the organism in Eukaryota, Metazoa, Chordata, Mammalia, Carnivora, Canidae. The coding region runs from base 71 to 796 and encodes 241 amino acids. Gene Ontology annotation, cellular component: membrane; SNARE complex. The transcript has 9 exons. Gene Ontology annotation, molecular function: SNAP receptor activity; SNARE binding. Gene Ontology annotation, biological process: vesicle fusion; exocytosis.
CCGUCGCCGCCCCGAGGCCGUGGCGGGCGGUUCAGGCCGGCCGGAACCUCUCCUCCCGGGCCCGCCCGCCAUGACGAUCACCUACAGCUGUGUCGCUAAUGGCCGAGCGGUCCUAGCGGAGCUGGCCCUGACCGGCGGCUCCUAUCAGGAAGCAGCAGCAACAGUGCUUAGACUAGUGCUUCUUAGAGCUGAACAGAAGACCAUAAUUCAGAUGGGAAGCUUUGUCUAUCAUACUCUCUUUAUUGAUGGAAUCACUUACCUAUGUGCUACAGACAAUGCCUUGGAUACCAUAACACCAUCUGCAUUUCUUACAAAUGUUAGUGAUACUUUUCUGAGAAAUCCUUUGAUGUCGCAAGAACAUUUUUCUCCUUCAAAUGCCGUUGCUGCAGAUUUUCAACAAGUAUUAGGAAAGUAUAUGAUGAAAUACAAUAAAAAUCAAGAUGGUAGCUCAAUAUCUACAUUGAAGAGUCAAGUAACUGAUGUAAAAAAUAUUAUGUCCCAAAAUAUUGAUGAAAUUUUGGAAAGCGAAAAAAGAUUGAAUAUCUACACUGAUAGAACCAGUUAUCUCCAAACAACUGCCAAAGAAUCUCAAAAACCAAGAAAGAUUCUUAGGAGGAUAUGGUGGAAACACUUCAAAAAGAUCAUAAUCAUCACUGUGGGAAGAGCUUCGCUCGUCUGCUUUUCCCCCCGAAGUUUUUCGUCAAAAGAAGCAGACCCUAUGACCAAGCCCAAAUGUCGUGGCUGGAAGCUGGAUUAUUCGGGAUUUGUGAUUUGCAGCUUCCUGCGGUACACCUAGAAGAAAGUGAGGUUUCCAGGAGACUGACAGUUUCCAGCUUCUCAGAUCUCAUCACAAGCUCUUGCUUUGCACUUCUGGCGGCAAAAUACGAUGGCUUCUCAGACUUCUGUGCAAACUCCUGCUUUGCAGUCAAGGGGGCUAGAAAUGGCAGCUUCUCAGAGUCCUCUACAAGUUCUGUUAUCUUGUAUUUCUCCAUGAGUUCUGGCUUCUUCAUCUGCUCCAACGCCUCAAUCCAUCACUGAAUGUUCUUUAAUCCUUUGCCUGCAACUCCCAGCCUUUCACGCCUCCAGCUUCUGCUUCAGUCAACUAACCCUCAGUUCUUACAUUAAAUAUCUUUAUGCUACAAUACUUCAGUGUCUUUGCUUUUCUCACUACAUUUAGUGAUGAGUAAUAAAAGUGGUUUCCAGGAGGCGCAGAACUUUAGGGAUUUGGAAUUGAUUCUCUGAUCCCAUUAGACAUAAAGGACCCCAUUGCCAGUGAUAAUAGCAUUGGUAGUUACAGCAUACAAUGGCAAAUGGCUGGGGGAUCCAUGGAUGGCUCAGUGGUUUAGUGCCUGCCUUCGGCCCAGAGUGUGAUCCUGGAGUCCUGGGAUUGAGUCCCACAUCAGGUUCCCUGCAUGGAGCCUGUGUCUCUGCCUCUCUCUCUCUCUCUCCCCCUCUCUAUGUCUCUCAUGAAUAAAUAAAUAAAAUCUUAAAAAAAAAAUACAAUGGCAAAUGGUUAAGUUAGUAUCACCCUGGAUGACCAAAAAAUUGCUACAAUAGGAUAAUGCAGCGGAAGUAAAGGGUACAAGGACUGUGGAGUAGUUACACUGGAGAAUUUAGAGAAAGAAAAUGAUAAACUCAAGGUUUGGAAUUCCCACUUCAAAGUUUGGAUAAAAAAAAAAAAAAAAAAAAA